GCCGCCGGACGCGGGGAUGGAUAGGCAGAGGAGCAGCAGCUCGUCGUCCACCUCGUGCUACUGCCUCCUGAGCCCCAAGGGCCUCAUCCUCCUCUCCUUCGCCUCCUCCUCCCUCCUCUUCUCUUUCCUCUUCUCCCUCUUCGCCCUCCGAUUCGGCCGCCCGCUCCACCUCCCCUUCGUCGCCUCCUCCUCCCUCGGCGGGAACGCCGCCGCCUCCGCCAUUGCGCGGGCGCCGGUUCUUGCUGCAGGUGGUGGGGGCUCCACGAGCGGCGCGGCGGUGGAGGUCGAAGAGGUCGCGGUUCUCGCGGGCGGGAGCGGGAACGGGAGCUUCGGGGAAGCAGAAGCAGCCCGCCGCUCAGAUGCUGGAGGUUUUCCGUCCGGGCGAGGCGUGGGUUCGGCAAUGGAGGCGAAACUGGGAAGCGAAAAGGGCCAAGCUCCCGCGAAUGGUGAGGGUUCGGAUAAGGCCAUGGCAUUGGAAGGAGCCGAUGCUGGAGGUGGGGAUGUUAAUAAGCCGGCGAAAGAUGCGGUUUUGGAGAAACCCAAUUCCGCAGCAGUCGAGAAAACAGCCAGAGGAGCUGCUGGUUCGGCAAUGGCGACGCCAUUUCUUGUUAGCAAUGCGUCUGCUUCCCAAGGAGCAGCCACUCCAGGAGAGGAACCGAAGAAACUCAAGUCUGUGCAACAUGUCAAUUCAACCAUGGAAGCUUCAGGCCCAGCAGUGGGAGGAAGUGGAAAUUCCUCUGAAGAAGAAGCCUAUACUUCUCAACAAGUGCAACAAUUGGAGGCUCAUUCGACAGUACUGAACAGCUCUGGAGCAGCUCCAUCCAGUCCAAGUAGGCAAAACACUGAUCCGGUUCAGGAAACGGUGGGGAGCAAGGUGGAUGUGGUGAGAAGCAAUGCAACAUUAUUGUGCAAUGUAUAUGAUGGGAGGUGGGUGUUCGAUGAGAGCUAUCCACUCUACACGAGUGAUCUGUGCCCCUUCAUAGACGAAGGAUUCAGCUGCGAAGCAAAUGGAAGAAUGGAUCGAAGCUACAUGAAGUGGAGGUGGCAGCCAACACAUUGCAGUAUCCCGAGGUUCGAUGCUAGGAAAAUGCUUGAGAUGUUGCAAGGAAAGCGACUAGUGUUUAUCGGAGACUCCAUUAACAGAAACCAGUGGGAAUCCAUGAUGUGCUUGCUGAGAGGGGCAGUCUCAGAUCCUGCAAGGAUUCAUGAAGCUCGGGGCCGCAGGAUUACUAAAGAGAGAGGAGAUUACAACUUUAAGUUUUUGGAUUACAACUGUAGUGUGGAGUACCAUGUGACACAUUUCUUGGUGCAUGAAGGCAAGGCAAGAAUUGGCCAGAAGCGCACAAGAACGCUACGCAUUGAUACCAUCGAUCGCACCUCAUCAAAAUGGAGGGGCGCUGAUUUUCUUGUGUUCAACACUGCUCAUUGGUGGUCGCAUCACAAAACAAAAGCUGGAGUGAACUACUAUCAAGAAGGUGAUCAUGUGUAUCCCCAUCUCGACGCCUCGACAGCUUUCCUUAAAGCACUAGCCACAUGGGGAUCAUGGGUUGACCAUUACAUCAAUCCAAGGAAAACCCGAGUGUUCUUCCGAAGCUCAUCCCCGUCGCAUUUCAGCGGCGGAGAGUGGAAUUCAGGGGGACACUGCAGAGAGAGCACGCUGCCUCUCAAUGACACUCGUGUAAGGCCGGUGCCUGAGAUGAACAUGAUGUUGGAACAUGUAACACGGCAAAUGAAGACGCAUGUGACAAUUCUGAACAUUACCAAUCUAUCCGGGCUCAGGAUAGAUGGGCAUCCAUCCGUGUAUGGGAGGAAGGGAGUAGUAGGUUUGGCAGCAUCGAGCAUCCAGGAUUGCAGCCACUGGUGCCUUCCUGGAGUGCCAGAUGCAUGGAAUGAACUGUUGUUCUACCAUCUAGUAUCCUCACAAGAAAAUGGUGUAACAGGCUAGUCACUACGUGUCACGAGACUAUGACUAUAUAUAUCCAAAUUCAACACUGCAAUCUGUAAUUAUGUAAUAGGGGCUUUUGAAAAGAGCGAGCACUCAUUUUCCUACUCCAA
Molecule: messenger RNA, 2055 nt
Organism: Oryza brachyantha (malo sina)
Lineage: Eukaryota; Viridiplantae; Streptophyta; Magnoliopsida; Poales; Poaceae
Product: protein trichome birefringence-like 6
Exons: 5
Coding region: 17-1945 (642 amino acids)
Cellular component (GO): Golgi apparatus
Molecular function (GO): O-acetyltransferase activity
Source: RefSeq, a predicted model, not a curated record